Messenger RNA from Lachancea thermotolerans CBS 6340, 1422 nucleotides. It is a transcript of the gene MDJ1, whose product is annotated as Mdj1p. The transcript has a single exon. Gene Ontology annotation, cellular component: cytoplasm. Gene Ontology annotation, molecular function: ATP binding; heat shock protein binding. Bases 1 to 1422 code for a protein of 473 amino acids. Gene Ontology annotation, biological process: response to heat; protein refolding. The record is from RefSeq and is a predicted model, not a curated record. Lineage: Eukaryota; Fungi; Ascomycota; Saccharomycetes; Saccharomycetales; Saccharomycetaceae.
AUGUACCGUCGCACACUACUGCGUCUGAGCAACCCCCGGGCGCUCGCGCCCCGGCUCGCCACCGGCCCCAGCGCCAGGCUUUUCCACGCGUCCACGCGCCUGCUCGACGAGCUCAAGGAUCCCUACGCGACCCUGGGUGUCAGCAAGUCCGCUAGCGGGUCCGAGAUCAAAAAAGCCUACUACAAGCUCGCCAAGAAGUACCACCCCGACAUCAACAAGGCCGAGGACGCCCAGAAAAAGUUCCACGACCUGCAAAACGCCUACGAAAUCCUCUCGGAUGACUCCAAGCGCCAGCAGUGGGACCAGUUCGGGCCCGCGGCCUUCUCGCAGGGCGGUGCCGGCGCGCCCGGCGGCGGCGCUGGCGGCGCCGGUGCUGAGGGCUUCGGCGGCUUUGGCGGCUUCGGAGGCGCGGGCUUCGGCGGCAUCAACUUCGAAGACCUCUUCGGCGCGGCGUUCGGCGGCGGCGCGGGCGCCGGCGGCGCCGGCGCGCGCUCCCGCGGCUCCAUGUUCCGCGAGUACCAAGGCAGCCCCAUCGAGCUCACGCAUCGCAUCUCCUUCAAGGACUCCGUGUUCGGCACCAAGAACGUGAACCUCAAGUUCAGCGCCUACGACCCCUGCGGCACCUGCGACGGCUCCGGCCUCAAGCCCGGCGCCUCCAGGACCACCUGCCCCGGCUGCUCCGGCACGGGCACCCGCGUGCACAUUCGCGCCGGCUUCCAGAUGGCCUCCACCUGCAACCAGUGCGGCGGCGAGGGCUCUGUCGUGCGCGACUCUGACACCUGCGCCACCUGCCACGGCGAGGGCGCCAGCCUGAACAAGGACCACGCGAUCAAGGUCGACCUGCCCCACGGCCUACAGGACGGCGACGUGAUCCGCAUCUCGGGCCAGGGCUCGUACCCUAACAUCGCCGUGGAUCCAGCCAUGAAGGACACCGUGCGUCUCUCGAGAGGCGACGUGCUGCUGCGCAUCCGCGUCGACAAGGACCCGCGCUUCCAAAUCAAGAACAAAUACGACAUCUGGCUCACUCAGGACAUCCCCAUCACCACUGCGGCCCUGGGCGGCAUCGUCACGGUCCCCACCGUGGACGGCGAGCAGGUCAGGCUCAAGGUCGCGCCGGGGACACAGCACAACGACGUCGUGUCGAUCUCCCAAAAGGGUGUGCCCAGGGGCGCCUUCGGCUCUCGUGGAGACAUGAAGGUCCAGUACAAGAUCUCCAUCAAGAAACCCCAGUCGCAAGCCGAACGGUGUCUCUGGGAGGCGCUUGCCGAUGUAACCGGCGAUACCCUCGCCAGGAGAUCGGUUCUGUCGUCGCAGCCGCAGCAGUCUUCGCACACUGACAACCCUGAUGCACCCGGCGCCCUUGGCAAACUCGAAAACUUUAUUUCGAACACCUUCAAGAAGAUCAAGGGCGAUAAGAAGUGA